Messenger RNA from Neltuma alba, 1173 nucleotides. RefSeq names its product F-box protein At3g07870-like. Lineage: Eukaryota; Viridiplantae; Streptophyta; Magnoliopsida; Fabales; Fabaceae. The record is from RefSeq and is a predicted model, not a curated record. The transcript has a single exon. The coding region runs from base 1 to 1173 and encodes 390 amino acids. Gene Ontology annotation, molecular function: protein binding.
AUGACUAUGAAGCAGGUAGCAAUGGAUGACCAAAUGCCAUAUCUUCCAAAAGAAAUCAUUCAAAACAUUCUUGCGCGGCUUCCUGCAAGGUUCCUAAUCCGAUUUCUGUGCGUGUGCAAGCAGUGGAAAAAUCUCAUCAAGUCCCCUUCCUUCAGCUCCAACCACCUCCUCCACUCCUCUCAUCAAAAUCCGUGUCUCCUCUUCCUAAUGAGAGGCGGCGAUGAUGCUUUGAACUGGCAUUUGCUUGAUUCUGAGAUGCAAGUCCAUCGAGUUCAGAACCAUCCUUUGAUUGAUUAUUUGAAGUGUGGUUGGGUCGUUGGUUCCAGUAAUGGCCUCCUGUGCGUUAGAAUCCGUAAGGAUGGUAUGUCUCAUGACUCCCUUUUAUUGUGUAAUCCGACUAUUAGGGAGGUCAGACAGUUGCCUGGAGCUACUGAUGCUUUUCCACAUCAGAAUAUACAUGUCGGAUUUGGGUUUAGUCCAAUUGUUGAUGAUUACAAGAUAGUGAGAAUUUAUGUUGAUAUUCCGUUUGAUGAUAUGAUUGAUAAAGUGUUAGUCUAUUCAUUAAGGACAGAGUCAUGGAAGGAAAUAGAACUGGGGAUCUUAGUUGGUGUAAGUCUUAGCUCUCAUGGUUUCACAGCUAAUGGAUCUAUCUUCUGGUUUGGUUCUAAGCUGGAGCAGGAGGAUGAAAAUGGUAAUCUUGUUGGUGGAAGUGUGAUAAUUUCCUUUGACAUAUCAACGGAAGUGUUUACAUUGAUGCCAAGACCUGCUUUGACCCUUGGAUCACAUCUCAAGACGCUCACUAUGUAUGAGAAACAACUUGCAGUGCUUUGUUGUACUGCGAUUGGAAAUUCUAAAUCUUUGAUUGAUUUGUGGGUGAUGGAGGAGGGUACAGUUGCAUCAGGGCAGAGAUGCAGUUGGACUAAGAAAUAUACUAGUAGCCCGUAUCCAGGUGUCUUAUGCCCCCUGACUAUUUGGAGGAAUGAAGUUGUUUGCAGCAUUUCAACUCGACGUGAAAUGGAGAAUGAUGAACCAAACACAAUUCUGUACAAUCUUACUACUAAAGAAUUUAAAAAGUUUGCUGUUAGCAGAUGGUGUUGUGGUUAUCAUGUCUUCAAUCAUGUAGAAAGCCUUCUGCCAGUUGGAGGAAUGAAGUUAUCUGCAAUGUUUGUGUAA